Styela clava is the source of this 4103-nucleotide messenger RNA. RefSeq lists its product as uncharacterized. The record is from RefSeq and is a predicted model, not a curated record. Gene Ontology annotation, molecular function: protein binding. Gene Ontology annotation, biological process: signal transduction. Lineage: Eukaryota; Metazoa; Chordata; Ascidiacea; Stolidobranchia; Styelidae.
UAGAUGCAAAUCUCUAUCAUUGUUUUCUCUACAUUUAUUACAUCUGUAGACUAUAAAAGUAUUUGCACUACUGCGCUAUCGAUAUGGCUGUUAGGCCUAAAAUUCGACCAUCAAACGGUAUUGCUGAAGAAGAGUCUGAAGAGUUAUUCUGUGGUUAUGUUAUGCAUCAGCAGAAAUCAUUUAGUCCAAAGAUGCGCUGGGGACAAUUGUGGACAAGCAAAGCAGAUAAUGGUUUAAUGAAAUGUGACAUCAGACUUUUUAAAUAUGACAUAGUGAGUCCGAAGCCUGGGACAUUUACAAAGAAAGACCUCCGACUAAAAUUGAGUUUUCAAUUCACAGAGGAAGAAUUUUGUGGACUUGAAAAAGGGGAACAUUAUAUGAAAGGUGGAAUGAGAAGAUACAUAUGUGUAAUACUUAAAGACAAGCAUUUAAUUGUUCAAGAUGCUAUCACUGCUAUGACAGAUACCGACCAUAAUGUUCUUGGUACCUGGUACAGCAAAAUAACUGAAGCUAUGCAUUACAUGAGUAGAUGGCAGAUAUUUCAAAGUGAAAAGGAAACUGGCGAUAUGAGAUAUUUUCAUGCAAGUCGUGUAAACUUAUGUGAGUGUUUCAGCUUGCAUAAUUCACAUGCUGGUCGGAAAGGGAAAAUACUUCUGGAUAAGUUAUUUAAAACGGAUUCUAUUGCCAUUGUAGAUGAAGUACAGGAAGUUCAUAAUAAUGGUGUUCAAUGCUCCAGGGUAACUUUUUAUGAUAAAAAUUACAGUGUUGACGUGAAGAUAUCUGUAGUCGUCCAUGGUAUGAUGAAAUUAUCUGAAAUAUUGACAAAUCUAAGUCGGGGACGUCAACCUGAAAGACCCACUUUAUGUUCAAGAUUUGAUGAUCUAAAUGGUAAUCCUAAUCUUGUAAGGAUACCUCCUGAACGGAAAAACGACCUGCCAGCAAGAAGUUUACGAGAUCUUUCCGGUUCUGAAAGAAAUGGUUUGAACAACAUUUAUAUUUCACAAGAUGAACCUGAUAUGAGGCUUUCUGGAGAUUUAGCUGCCGGUUCUUCUCACGCCAUGCCUAAUGUUUCACAGCGAUCACCACAAUCAAUGCAGUUUAGGUUUAAUCGAGUCCAUAACCCAUCGUAUGAACUUCCUAGCAAAAAUUCCAAUGAUACUGGGCACAGGUCAUAUUCAAACCCAUUUUCUAAUGGUUCAGUAAAUGCUGGACCUCGUCAUCAUAACACAAAUCGUUCUCUAAUGCCACCUCCUGAAGACUCCGGUGAUCUUAAAAAAACUAUCGAUCCAACUUCUCAAAUCAGUGUAGAUUCGGACUAUUUGACUGAUGAAAAUUUCACAGCUAAUAUGUUACAAUUCAGUGCAACCAAUGCUACUAGUGAAAUGCCUGGAACUCCGAACAAUAUUGUCAGAAUCGCUUCUAGAGAACAUGUGGAUACAGAUGAGACAGACAGACCCUAUGUAAAUUUAGCAAAUCAUGCUGAUGCAUUGGAAGGUGCUGUUGGAGAUAGCAUGAUGCAAACAAUGGCACAAUCUAUUGAUGAAGAACCAACUGAUGCCAUUCCACCUAAGGUACCUCCGCGCGAAGCAAUAAACGAUGAAAAUAUUCAAGACUUGAUACGUAAUGCCAUUAAACAACAAAAUCUUCUUCCCACCUGUACCGACUCCAACCAGUAUAUAAACAGUAUGAAUAUCGAAAUGACUAUUGCUAUUCUCUUAAAAGAUAUCAAUUCAGAGGCAGCCAGGGCAAGCUUGGGAUUGCCAUAUAGCACGUAUAUGUCGUUGAUUUUGGGCUUAGAGAUACAAAGCGUAUCACAAAGUGAUUGGAGAGGACUAGCAUCAGAACUGGAAUUUUCCUUUCGUGACGUUGGAAUAAUAGAAAGUGCUGUUCAGACCUAUAACUUAUCACCCGCUCAGAUUGUUUUAUUGCAUUGGUAUCGAACACAGUCACCAUAUCCUUUCACUUGUUCAGUGCUUAAAAAGAUAUUGUUAAAGGCAAUGCAAAGACUUGAUUUAGCUGAUUUGUUACCAGAAGAAGAUGCUGAUGAUGAAAGCAGUCUCAGCAGUGAGAAGAACAUGGAUAAAAAUUGAUAGAUCAGCAAAAAAUAUUGCUUGAAGAUUUAAAUUCUCAAUAAGCACUGAUUUCUGUUAUAAAAGUUGAUACAAUGCAGGCUCACAAUCAUUCAUUAAAUCAUGAACAAUUUUUUUUUGUAUAUAAAACUGUUGACAGUUAUGAAUUGGUUAUUAAAUGAUGUAAUUCUGUUAUUUUCAUUUAUUAUGUCCAUAUACCUAUCUAUUUUUAUUCUUUAAUUUCUACUGAUGGCCAUUGAAAAUAGUUAUUGUAUAUUAUACUUACCAAGUACAGAGAAAGUUAUUAAAUUCACUGACAAAGGUUUUACACAUUUAUAAAACAUCAAUACACAUUAUUUUGUUUUGUUACUACCUACCUAUAUUGCAUUAAUUAACUAGUACAUUGUUGUUUGUUGUCACUUAUGGCUGGCCAUCCAUCAGAGGGAGAGAUAUGCAUAUGCUAAUAGUAUUGUUGGAGUGAAAUUAACUACCUAAAUUUGAAGAUUACUCACAAGUCACAAUAUAAUCUAUCUUCUGUAAAAAUUCGAAACUUCUGUUUGUCCAAUUGAUUUAACUGUCUGUUUAUCAAUAGUGCUUCCAAUUAGGCUCUAUUAUUUUCAACUAGGGCUUCAGGUUAUCACAAUUUCAAACCAGGGUUUUGACGGUUUUCGUUUCCUAGUAUAACUUAAAAAAAUAAUGUGAAAGCGUUAGUACCUUCAAUUCAUGAUACAUCUCGCUUUGUUACAUAAUAAUAUCAAUGAUGAUUACAUUUUUGAUUAUAUUUUACUACUCAAAUUGUGUUUGAAAUGUUCAGAAUGAACACAUAAAUACCCAGCAACUCUGCUGCAUCAAUUGAUUGAUAUUAGUCCAUUUCUGCGUCAAAGCAUGUUAUUCCUGUUUAAACCAAUCAAGUUGCAGAGUCUCAACACCGGCUGAAUUUAAAAUUUUUUUAUUCAGAGCAAUUGCUCUCCAUUUAUAACAAUGCACAUUGGUAAUUGGUGCAGAACAGUGCCUUUAUAUCUUCAAAUUUACUAUCCCGAGUGAACCCCGGGAUGAACACCCAACUUAUCAUAUGCUGUGUAUUGAAAGCAGGUCGCAGUUGCAUCACAGCUUUCAUGCUUUAUUUCACUUACCGUAUGUGAAUUGUUCAUGACACUUUAUGCAUUGGAAUAUCGGAUGUUUUGUUGCAAGUUUUUUUUUUGUAAACUGAAUUAUAAACAUUCCUUCCACAUUUUUUAUUUCUGAUCAGUCUAUUUUUGAAAAUAUUGCAUUUUUGUUGUAUAUAAUGAUUUUCCAUCAUGUUAUAUUGCCUUUUUCUUUUACUUAUUUUUACCAUAUUGAUUUAUUCUAUCUGGUAUUUUAUAUUUUUUUUUCUGAAAGAACGAAUCAAAAAUUUAUGCUUUAUAUACUUUCCCUUUACAACAUCUUAAAUUUUUUUGGUUUUUGUUCGACAUGGAUCUAGUCUGUGACAUGGUACAGAUCAUACCUUAACUAGAGGUUUUUGUGCAGUAACAAUAAAUGGUAGAAAUUUUAAUACAUUUUGUCAUAUUAUUUUUUGAGUAAAAAACUAUUCUAUUCUACCUUGCGCUCAAUAGGCAUCGGGGAUCUUAAAUGCAAAUGAGUUUGUUGCUCAUUCACAUACUAGAUUGUUGUUAUAGUUAUAUAGCAUGUACAAGCUUGACACUUCAUACAAAUUUUACAUGUUUAUUAGAAAUUAACUUAUAAGCUUGAGUGGAAGGUUUUAAUUCAUUUAAUGAAAUUGGAAAAAUAAUAUACCAAUAUAGAGACUCCACUAAUAAAGAAAGAUUUAGGUUUUGUUUAUUUGAUUGGUCAUGCUCACCAUUGAUGUUUAAGAUAUAAUUAUGCAAUUUGUUGAAUAUUGUGAUCUGCAUGAUUUUUCAUAUGCUCAAUUUAGUUAUAGCAACAGCAGGGAAAGAUUUUUCUCGUACUAGUGUUACAGAAAUCCUCUGUGCAAUGCUCUUUUACCCUAGAAACAGUUUCAUUUGAUUUUUUGUUCUUCUUGUACAUUUUAGA